Molecule: messenger RNA, 1330 nt
Organism: Eleginops maclovinus (Patagonian blennie)
Lineage: Eukaryota; Metazoa; Chordata; Actinopteri; Perciformes; Eleginopidae
Exons: 4
Coding region: 50-1330 (426 amino acids)
Molecular function (GO): zinc ion binding
Source: RefSeq, a predicted model, not a curated record
AUGGCAUAUUUCACCCGGUGUCUACAAGGUCUCCCAAAGAUUGACGUGAAUGACGUCCACAGGAUUGUCGACCACUGUUCACCUGCACCCGGUUGUAAGCGUGAAAAGGGAUUUAAACUGUACAUAUCAAGUUACAUCCACAACUUUGAAGGUGGGGAUGAAGGAUUCAAUUCCUGUAGAGCUGGUCCAUCACAGCUGUACAUGUGUAGCUGGAUCAGUGUUGUGUAACCAUUGUGUGGCUCUACUUUUCCAGUCUGCACAUUAUUCACAGCUUGACAUUCCAGUUGUUCCACCAGUGCUGAGCUGUACGGAGAGUGAACAACAGUGGCACAAGCCAAGAACCAUGGGUAUUAAACCAGGUCCCAUCGAAAAGAUGGCUGUGAUGUCUGCCAAACCAAAGCAGAGGACCAUGGCCGAGGGAGUAAGGUCCACACUGUACAAAGCCACCAGUGGAGAGUUGCUGGACCUGUCUGUUCUCAAAGUGUCAGAGAUCUACAAAGAGUUCACCCCUGUUUCUGCACCAACCAUUUGUACAAUGGGUAUCACCUGUGAGGUGCCACUGGUGAACUGUGCACUGGGUUUGGUACAAGUAGGUAGUCCUCUUUCAUAUCAACAACCCAUGGCAAGAAGUCGCUCUGUUGCUCACCCUGACGCUCCACCACGUCCAGAUUUGCCAUUGGCUGGCUGCAGACUGGAAACAUCGUGCUUUAUGUCUGUUUUCUCUGAGCAUCAACAGCUGCACUUCAAGUCACUUGAGGUUACCUGGGAAAUGGCUAAGAACAUAGAGGGUGCAACUAGGGGCCAAAGUGCAUCUACAGACUGGCAUAGACUGAGAAAACCUAGACUCACCUCAUCACAUUUUGGGGAAAUAUGCCAUGCAAAACCUUGCACCUUAGAAAAGAUGGCUGACCGGUUGCUCAAAGGGGUCCGUCAGACAGCAGCAAUGAAGAGGGGCCUCGAAAUGGAAGAUGAUGCCAUCGAGGAGUAUUGCCAGCUCAAGAGGGUGAACCACUACCCUUGUGGUUUUGUUAUACACCCUGACACACCCUGGUUAGGCACAUCCCCAGAUGGGGUUGUCUUUGACCCAACAGAGUGUUCUGAAUUCGGCCUUGUGGAAAUAAAAUGUCCAAACAUUAAAAGCUAUGUGGAUUAUUCACAUCUGAAAAUGAAAGACGGCAACCUGGAAUUGAAGCCAGGUCAUGGCUACUACUGGCAGGUGCAGGGUCAGCUGCUCCUAACGGGGAUGGAGUGGUGCGAUUUUGUGGUGUUUGCGGAGGAAGACACCCUGAUUCAAAGAAUAUACAGGGACAGUGAUGUGAUACAAAAAUAG